Messenger RNA from Akanthomyces muscarius, 1707 nucleotides. RefSeq lists its product as uncharacterized. NCBI's taxonomy places the organism in Eukaryota, Fungi, Ascomycota, Sordariomycetes, Hypocreales, Cordycipitaceae. The coding region runs from base 1 to 1707 and encodes 568 amino acids. The transcript has a single exon. The record is from RefSeq and is a predicted model, not a curated record. Gene Ontology annotation, molecular function: hydrolase activity.
AUGGCGUUGCUCCGUGCUGCCCGCAGGUCCCUGACCUCGGUAGCGGCCCUAGUGCUGCUGCUCAGCCUCGGCUUCAAUCUGCUUGUUGGCAAAGGACAGCCCGUAACAACUCAUCUCUCCUCUGGGACUACUGUCAAUGGGCGCUUGCGUUCCGGUGUGGAAACGUUCAACGGCAUCCCUUAUGCGCAUCCGCCAACAGGCCCCCUUCGCCUCCGCCCACCCCAGAGACUGCCAGACAAUCAUGCCAGCGCCAUUGAUGCUAGCGGGACAGCACCCAAGUGCCCGCAGUUCCCAGUCACACCUGUCGACCAGUACAUCAUCAGAAAAUUCGGUAAACAGCUGUUCAAAUUGCCGUUCUUUAAGAACGUCAUUGGGCAGGAGGACUGCUUGACAGUGUCUGUGCAGCGUCCGACCAAUGUCAGCGCCGACGCAAAGCUGCCAGUGCUAUUCUGGAUUCAUGGAGGUGGAUUUGAGAUGGGGUCGACGAGUACCUACGACGCUUCUUCAUUCAUCAAAGCCGGUGUCAAAAAUAACCAGCCCUUCGUCUUUGUCGCCGUCGGCUACCGCCUGAACGGCUUUGGGUUCCUGCCGGGAAAGGAAAUGGUCCGAGACGGCAGUGCUAAUAUUGGCCUGUUGGAUCAGCGCAUGGGUUUGCAAUGGGCUGCCGACAAUAUUGCCUCUUUUGGCGGCGACCCAGAGAAAGUCACCCUUUGGGGCGAGAGCGCCGGCGCUUUCAGUGCAAUCUACCAGAUGAACCUCUUUGACGGUAACGCAACAUACAAGAAUAAGCCCCUGUUCCGUGGAGUCAUUGCCAACUCCGGCGUUGGUGUUCCCAACGCCGGAAUCGAUACUAGAAGACCCCAAGCCACCUACAACAAAGUGGUAGCACAAGCCGGGUGUGCGGAUUCCAAAGACACCUUGGUCUGUCUCCGUUCAUUGGACUUUGCGUCUUAUUACAGGGCGGUUACCGACAACUUCCCAAGCCUCUUCUCCUACUACGGGACCCAGAUGGCGUUUAUGCCACGUUUUGACGGACUGGUGUUGCGGGAAAGCCCAGAAAAGACUGCCGAGAACGGCCGCUAUUACGCUGUGCCGACCAUCGUGGGAAAUCAAGAGGACGAGGGCACUCUGUUCUCAUUGUUCCAACGGAGCGUAAAGUCAGACGACGAUCUCGCGCGCUACUUCGGCGACAACUACUUUCCCCACGCGCCGCUGGAGAAGAUUGCUGCAUGGGUUGGCAGGUACACCAAGACAAACACGACCAGCCCGUCUGGAAAGUCGACGUAUAAGCCCUACUCCAUGUUUGGUCAGGUCGCCGCCAUGAUUGGGGACCAAACAUUUACACUGGCUCGCCGCCGGUUCCUGCGAUCGGCCACUGCCUCGCACCCAGAGGUACCGGUUUGGUCUUAUUUGUCAUCAUAUCUAAGCUGGCUGCCAGUUCUGGGGACGUUUCACGCCAGUGAUUUGCUUCUGGUAUUCCGCGGCCUGCCAGCAGGCUAUGCUUCCAGAAGCACACGAAAGUAUUACCUCAAUUUUCUCUACAAUCUAGAUCCGAACGGAGACGAUGAAUAUGAGCAUUGGCCAAGGUGGUCAGAUAAUCAGACCUUGCUAUGGUUUGAAUCUUCCAAGACUAGUCAUCUUAAAGAUGACUUCCGAAGUGAGCAUUUUGAUGCUCUCCUUACGCUUGGAGAAACAGCGCAACAGUGA